Messenger RNA from Diaporthe batatas, 1896 nucleotides. RefSeq lists its product as uncharacterized. Bases 1 to 1896 code for a protein of 631 amino acids. The record is from RefSeq and is a predicted model, not a curated record. NCBI's taxonomy places the organism in Eukaryota, Fungi, Ascomycota, Sordariomycetes, Diaporthales, Diaporthaceae. The transcript has 3 exons. Gene Ontology annotation, biological process: carbohydrate metabolic process.
AUGGCAGUCUCCAUAUCUGCUCUCUCUUUCGAACACCACCGGCAAGCCUUUGGCAUAGCCGAGACAACACCUCGUGUGUCAUGGCGGUUUGAAGGAGAUGCUGUCGGCUGGGAACAGUCGGGUUACGAUUUGGAGAUCACGCGGGGAUCUGACGGCGUCCCGAAGCUAUACAACGUAGCUGAUUCGUCUGACUCAGUUGUCGUUCCGUGGCCUGAUGAGGCGCUUUCCAGCGCAGAAUCAGCCAAGGUGAGAGUACGGGCAUACGGUAAAGAAGGGCAGGUUUCGACUGAAUGGUCGGACUACUCAUCUGUCGAGACCGGCUUGCUGAACACGGAAGACUGGCAGGGUGCAGUACCCAUCGCGGCUGAUAGACCGACAGAGGUGGACACUGCAAAACAUUCAGUUCAAUUCAGGAAGGCUUUCGAUGUUGAUACUCAGGUCGCGUCAGCACGGCUCUACAUCACUGCCCUCGGACUCUAUGUUGCCGAACUCAAUGGUGAGAGGGUCGGGGACCAUCAGCUUGCGCCUGGGUACAUGUCCUAUCAAUUCAGGCACACUUACGACACUUACGAUGUGACGGCGCAGAUCCGACAAGGAAGUAACGCCAUCGGGGUCACCAUCGGAGAGGGUUGGUGGGCUGGACGAUUUGGUCUCAAUAGCCGACGAAACACCUGGGGAGAUACGCUCGGCGUCCAAGCCUUGCUUAUCGUUACCCUACAAGAUGGUAGCACAGUCAGUGUGAGGACUGACUCUGACUCAGGCUGGCGUGCCACCGCAGAAGGUCCGAUUGUCACUUCCGAUAUUUACGAUGGGGAAGUUUAUGACUUCUCCGCUGAAAUGCCGGGUUGGUCGACCGCAGGCUUCGACGACAGCAACUGGCUGCAAGUCAAAGAGCUGCCUGCCAUACAGGGCCGCCUCACGUCGCCUGAUGGUCCGCCGAUGAGGAAGCUUAUAGAGCUAGAACCACAGAGCAUCUCUACAACUGAGAGUGGGAAGACCGUCGUUGAUUUUGGACAGAACCUUGUCGGCUGGCUAAAUAUCACUGUAUCCGGGCCGGAAGGCACCAACAUCACUUUCCGACAUGCCGAGACGAAUGCCGACCCCGAAAAGGCUUCGCCAGAGUUUUCGCCCACAAACGAUCUCGAUGUCAAGAGUGGCAGUAUGCCUCGGCGGCCUGUGGCAGUUUGGGGAGAUGUCAUCGUCGGCAGUCCUUGGGCAUUGUUUCAGACAACAGGCGACACCGUGAUGCUUGGAGAACAAUAUGAGGGUGCACGCACAUGGAUCGAUCAGGGCAUCCCCCGGAAUGAUGUUGGUCUUUGGAAUAGGUCAACUUGGCAAUAUGGGGAUUGGCUUGAUCCCAAGGCGCCUGAAGCCGAAGCGGAUCGCGCAACCACGCACAGGUUCCUCGUUGCGGAUGCGUAUCUCAUACAGAUGACACGUCUUCUCUCAAACAUGGCCACGGCUCUUGGCAAGACAGCAGAUUCUGAGAAAUAUGCCUCUGAUCGGUUAGGGCUGGUGUCAGCCUUCCACGAUGCCUGGAUCAAGCCUUAUGAUCUGAUUGCCAACGUUACUCAAACGGCACUUGCUCUCGGCAUCCGUUUCGACAUUUUCGACUCUGACACCCUCCCUCGUGCUGCUGAAACCCUCAACAGCAUUAUUGCUGACAACUCCUAUCUUGUUGGGACUGGUGCCUUCCUGGCUAUAUCAGGUUGUCAAGGGCGGUACAACAACAUGGGAGCGCUGGGACAGUCUACUGCCGAACGGAACCAUCAACGGAAGCGGCAUGACAAGCUUCAAUCAUUACGCAUUCGGAAGCGUGGCAGAUUGGAUUCAUCAGAAGAUUGGAGGUCUUGCACCGGCUGUCCCUGGGUGGAAGGUGGUGCAAGUUGCGCCUGA